AUGACCGACACACCACUCCAAGGGGAUAAGCUGAACGAAGAACGCGCCUUCAUCAAGCGUUACACCGAAGGUAUAUCAUCCCAUAAGGUUGAAUAUCCUGCCGACUUCUCUACUCCUCUCGAAGAUAGACCAAGGAAAGUCGCUGUGGUCGGGGUAGAAAUAGCUGAACCUCCUUCAGCAGAAAGCAUGGAUGUCGAUGCUUCUUCUCAAGAUACAGUUACCAUUACCAUCAAAUGUCUCAAACCAUCCCUCACUCUUCCAAUUACCGCGACUCUCACCGACACAGUAUCAGACCUGAAAUCACUCAUCUCCAAAUCAUCUUCUACCGCUCCAGCAGCAGAUAGUCAACGAUUAUUACUCAAAGGAAAAGCUUUGACCGAUACCAAAUUACUCAAAGAAUACGAUAUAGCAGAUGGAGCGACCUUACAUCUCAUGGUCAAAGCACCAUCUUCUUCAGCGCCUUCACCUGCACCUACUCCUGCUCCAAGUGGAUUGACAAGUGAUGAAGCUACGUUCCCACCUCCAUCUUCAAUCUCACCUGCUCCUCCGGCAUUGACAAUUACAACUUCAAUCGAUGCAGCUUCUACGGCUGGUACUUCGAUGCCUUUGACCAAUCUCGAUACUGGUGCUCCACCUCUAGGUCCUCAACCUCAAGUAUCUUCAGCUUCUUUCCACGAUACUAUCUCGAAUCCUCAAUUUUGGCAAAAGAUUCACGCUUUAUGUAUCAGCGAAUUCCCAUUGGAAGACGAAGCAGAUGCUGCUUGGGAGACCUUCUUGGUCGCUAUGAAAGGAAGAUUGAGCGCUGGUGAAGCUGCCAAGAUACGAGACGUCGUUGGCGUGACUGGUAUGGGUGGACAAAUGGCGACAUAA
Messenger RNA from Kwoniella shivajii, 870 nucleotides. RefSeq lists its product as uncharacterized. The transcript is spliced from 2 exons. Gene Ontology annotation, molecular function: polyubiquitin modification-dependent protein binding. NCBI's taxonomy places the organism in Eukaryota, Fungi, Basidiomycota, Tremellomycetes, Tremellales, Cryptococcaceae. Gene Ontology annotation, biological process: ubiquitin-dependent protein catabolic process. The coding region runs from base 1 to 870 and encodes 289 amino acids. The record is from RefSeq and is a predicted model, not a curated record. Gene Ontology annotation, cellular component: cytosol.